UCUGUAACUUAUUUGUUAGCACUCUAUAUUACAGUGCGUGAGUCAUAUUCAGCGUACACAAAAGUGUUCUGUGAAUUUAACAUUGGAACUUAUAUAGAAGGCGAAUGGGUCAUGGUUCCUAUAGGUAUACAUACAUUAUGUCGGUUGAGUUUUUGAGUCCAAAGAAAUAUAGGUGUUAUAACAAAGUGAAAACGUUCAAAAUAGCUUAUAAUGUUUAAUAUAUAGAAAAUGAAUAAUACGGAAAACUUAGGUAAGACUUGGGAGGAACUAAGAUCUUUAGCUAAGAUCCCUUUGCUUUUUUAAGGUACAAAAACGACUGCACGUCAGUUUACCAGGUUACCACAAUAAGUCAAAAAUCUGCAAUGGAUUUUGACCUCUUCUACUAAUCGGAUAACGUUUAAAAUGAAGUGGGGUAAUUUGACAGUUUUGUGUAGUCUGACGUUCAGUCGACUGUACUACUGUUUGUUUUCAAAACAGUAUUUCAUGAUUAUUUACAAAAGUUAUUUUCAUAUUUUAAGAGAUAAUGAAGUAGACUGAGUAUUUGAUGUAAUAGUCCUAAAGUAAUGUAUUAUAUUCUAUUAGUUACAUACUUUCUCACUAAUAAAUAUUAUCGAAUAGAUAUAAAUUUAAUGUUUUUGCAGGUUAUAUUUUAUUUCCUAAAAGUUGACAACCUUGAAAUAUCAAUGAAAUACUUAUGUAAGUUUGGCGCUUGAGAUAAAAUAAAAUGUUUGAAAAUGUCGAACGAUGUUGAGUCGAGAGCCUCUACGCAAGCAUGUAGUGUGCAAACUUACAUAAGGGUUAAGCAAAAUGUCAAUCUAGGCUGUUCAGUAUUUAUCCAGCGCACAAGCCUGAGAGAUUGCAAUUUGGUCUGCAGAUAAUUUUUUACUUAUUUCAUUAUGCAAGCCUGGCUUAAGGUAACGUUAGUUUUGUGCCUGUUUGGUACUUUACGAGAGAUACGACCUUCCGAGCCUUUUGUUACGGAGUUUCUUCUAGGAGAAUGGAGAAACAUAACGGAGGAACAGUUAAAUCGUGAUAUUUAUCCAGUGGGAACAUAUUCUUAUUUAUCGCAACUGGUUGUCGUAUUUUUGAUCACAGACUUUUUAAGAUUUAAGCCAGUAAUAAUAUUAUCAGGUCUUAGUGGAAUAUCAGUAUAUGCUGUCUUACUAUGGACAUCUAGUUUAGAAUGGCUGCAAGUAUCACAGUUCCUCUAUGGAAUGUACAUGGCCACAGAAGUAGCAUAUCUAACAUACAUAUAUGCCAAGGUCGACUCAUCGAAGUACCCUCGUGUGUCAUCAUACACUCGCAUCGCUGCACUGACUGGCCGGUUCCUGUCGGGCGUGAGUGCACAGCUUCUCACUCACUUCAAGCUAAUGAACUUCAGAGACUUGAACUACAUUACGUUUUCAGCACAGAUUUUGGCAACAUUUUGGGCGGUUUGGCUGCCAUCAGUACAGUAUAGCAUAUAUUUCCAUAGAAGGAACUCCAUAGAGAACUCUUUGCAGUCCAACAUUAGGCCGCCGCUGGAAAAACGGCUUUCAGCUCAACCCAAACAAGACAAGCAAACAUUCCGAAGUAAUGUAAUAGAGGCAUCGACGCUUAUCACACGUCACGCGCGGCUCGCUUACACACGGCCUAAAGUGCUCGCGUGGUCAGCGCUGUACGCUAUCGCUUUAGCGCUGUUCGUGCAAGCGCAGACUUAUAUCCAGCUCCUGUGGAAACAGAUACAGGACGAAAGCGAUAAUCCCGUGGCUUACAACGGCGCAGUUGAAGCCCUACAGACGUUGCUAGGUGCCGGUGGUGCUUUCAUCGCUUCUUGGUUCACGCGGGCAUCGAACCCUGCCCCAGUGGCUGCGAUACAGGGCGUUGCUUUAUUCCUGGGCACAUAUGUACCCAACGUGUACGUCUCCUACGCCGGCUAUGUCGUCAUGGGAAUGCUGUUCCAUUACACCAUCACUUUGGCAAGUGCUAAAAUUGCCGGUCAGCUGUCGGACGAGAGUUGCUUCGGUCUAAUAUUCGGCAUCAACACACUGAUAGGCACCGGGCUGCAGUCGUUACUUACCGUCAUACUCAUACAAACGUUGAAACUUCCAAUCGCGUCGCAGUACUACUGCCUCAGCGGACUUUUCCUUAUCCUCGCCGCCGGAUGGCUGCUGGGCUGGAUAAUACAUAUGUGUAAACAUAAACAACUUCAUGUUGUCAAUUAAUUUAUUAAGGAAUAAAUGGGGUAAUUUUGUAUAACUAGACGUAGCUGUUGACUUCAUCACCCCGUAAAACUGCCGGUGGACUAUAGAAUCAAGGCCAUUCACCAAACUUGGUGUUCUGACUGUUUCCGAAAUAAAAACAUUAUCAAAUUUUUUUUUAUUGAUUGUGUGUAAAGAAGAACAUUCAAUUCUGACCUGUCAACAUCGAGAUAAGCAAUCAUCGUGUAUAAUUUGCAUUGGGCCAGCGUGGAGGGUUAUGGGCCAUCCUUCUUAACCAUCCAUAAGGAUGGCCUGAGCCCCUGCAGUGGGGACGUAAAAGGACUGGUGAUGAUGAUGAUGAUGAUAUCGCAUUAAAUAACUUUUUUGUUAUUUAUAACGAAGAACUAAACAAAAAUAUUAUUAAAGAAAAUAAAAAUUAGCUACUAAUAUUUUACACCAGAAAUUCAUGUCUAUUGGUCGCGCAUUAGAAAUGAAACUUUAAAAAACCGGUCCAAUUCAUGGUCUGAUUAAUAAGCAAAAGUAGCAAAUGCUACGAGCCCUGCAUAUUUGGGAGCCUUAAAAAUGUAAGAAACAAACAGCCUCGACUGAAUAAAUGGUUUUAAUUUUAUUUGAAUCUCUCUUUUCACCCGCACAAAACAAAAUGACGCUCGCUCCCGCCAUGCCACGCACAAUUUCAAUUUUGCGCAGCUGUUUAAUGUAUGUACACAGGGCAAUAUGUCCGAUUAUUGUGGACUUUGCAAGUACCGACCGCUCUUCGUAUCAAAGGACUUCCCUACUAACAAAGAUCUGCUUACGGUGGUGACGUGCGGCCGUGUGUAUAAGGAAGUUACAGACCAAAAAAACCUAAUAGAUACAUGAAAUAAUUUGAAAAAACUUAUUUGAUCACAUAUAGCUCCUACAAAUUAAUAUGAUAACUGCGAGCAUGUUCUAAAAGAAUUGUCGUUGAAAACUUCAUUAAUAUAAUAUCCGUGAAGAUCUGCGUCAGAGGCAGUGUCAGGUCCUAUCACAAAUAACCUGGUCCUACCCCCAUUGCAUGUAUGAUACACGAAUGAUCCAAAAACAUGUUUCUUUAUAGUAAUAAUAGCGUUUCGAAAAUAGUCGAAAUUUUGUUUACGGAGAAACAAUAGGCCUUCAAAUAUCAUGUCAAUUUGUACGAGUAGUAAGUAUUCACACUUCAAUGAUUCACAAUGUGUAGCACACGGGUGUUUGAUAUUUUGUCACAUAUUUGUGAGCAAGGAGUGUUCACUUCCCUUUACGCGUAACUGGCGCGGGCUCUAUGGCAACAAUUUUUAUGUCCUUGGUGAUCUUGCUAUUAAGUUUUGACAAGGGCAACAUUUGUGAUAUUCAUAUUUUUCGUUUGUUAAUUUAAAAUACGUUCCUUAGAACGACUUUAUAAAUAACCUUAUUUAUGAAGUCGUUCUACAAUGAAUUAUAAUGAAACACUUUAAAUGGAAUUGAAUUUAAAAAAAAUACGAUUCCGGUAUGUGCAUAGUCAACAGCACGACUAUACAAAACUGUUUUUCUCCAAUUGAUUUUAAAUAUUCAUACUGAGAGUAGUGUAAUAAAAUCUUUUAGCGAAUAAUACGACAUAUUGUGGUAAUCUAACGUGCUGCUGUGUGUGGUGUAAGUUCAGAGGAGAAUCAACCAUCCGCUAUCCAGGAUGAAGUAGAAAGUACUCUAGGCCUCUAGGGUAAAACUAGGUAAUACCCCCCACAUCUAAAAUAGGUAAUUUUUGGAAAAGGCUUCUAGUUAAUAUCAUUUAAAGCAGUAGGAACUUUAAUGCAAUUCAAUAAAUGAGAUUAAAUUUUCGAAAGGUAUUGUUAAAAACCACCUUCACUGAAAUCUUUAUAAUGACUAAAUAUAGAAUCUUUUCCUAAAUUGAGGACUUGUCUUUCUCACAUUUAUGCUGUUCCAGACAUUUUCUAUACAAGUUACGUAACCAUGAAAAUUUUAAAACAAAACUAGUAAUGUUUUUUUGGAUAUAAUGCUUGUCUGCUAUCAAUGUUUAAAUUUCUAAUUUCAUAACACUAUGUACAUAUUGUUUAAAUCAAAAAUAUUGACUGUUUUAUGAGAUAUUAAUAAAAGAAUUUUAAACAUCUUAAAUAAAUAUAUUUAAUCUGUGUAUAUACAUAAAAUUUGAUAUGUAAACAUUUAUGGAAUGUUUGUCAAAAGAAAAUAGAAAUAAAUUAUUUGCAGUUUG
Molecule: messenger RNA, 4401 nt
Organism: Diatraea saccharalis (sugarcane borer)
Lineage: Eukaryota; Metazoa; Arthropoda; Insecta; Lepidoptera; Crambidae
Source: the annotation of a GenBank genome assembly